This is a messenger RNA of Python bivittatus (Burmese python), 1128 nucleotides long. RefSeq names its product LY6/PLAUR domain containing 3 (gene LYPD3). Gene Ontology annotation, cellular component: plasma membrane. The record is from RefSeq and is a predicted model, not a curated record. Lineage: Eukaryota; Metazoa; Chordata; Lepidosauria; Squamata; Pythonidae.
ACAGGCAAAGGGGGAAAAAAAGAACCAAAGCAAGGUUGGGACUUAGCAGACAUAAUGAUGGGUGCCUCUCUCCAGCUCCAAACGAGCCCAUCUGUCCUUCUGGUGGCCCUGAUGUUUUUCAUGAAAGGUGCCUUGGCUCUGGAGUGCCACAGCUGCGUGGACUUUGGCGACGGCGGUUGCAGCCAGGAGCGCAUGAAAAAGCUGACCUGCCCAACCAAUGCCCGUGUCUGCGUGGAAACGGUGGCUGCUGUGGAAUGGAGUCACGGGAAGUUCUCAGUUGGUGAAAAGGGCUGCGGACUGGGGAUGCCAGGCACGAAUGACAAAGCGGUGGAGGUACAUGGUAUCCUGGCCUUCUCUCAGUUGCACCAGUGCAAUACAAGCCACUGCAACACUAAACUGGACAUCAAAGCACUACAGCUGCAGCCCAUGGAUAAUGAGAGCGCGCGGGUUCCCAACGGAGUGGAAUGUUACAGCUGUGUCGACAACAACUGCACAGUAGACAAUUCUACCAUUGUCAAGUGCUAUGACAAUUUCCGAGGUUGUUUCCACGGCAAUGUCACUAUGAAAGCAGGCAAUUUUUCACUGACCAGACCCAUCAAGGGGUGUGUGGAAGAUGAGGACUGUACCAAGGUCAGAAAAGGGAGUCCUGCCAUCACCCUUACAGGCUCCUGUUGUUCAGGAAGUCUUUGCAAUACUGAUCUCUCCAACAAAACACAUUUCUCCACCUCAAUUCCACGGCUUGCCUUCCUGCCUGGUCAAGAGGCAAAUAACACAACUGUCACUACCCCUUCGACAUAUGUUCGGAUCAAAGCAGCAGCAGCUUCCACUUCCAGCAAGCUAACCCGUUCUAUUGCUGUGACCCCAUCAGUGUCCAGCCCUCAGAAGGAUCAUGACCAUGACCAUGACCAUAACCAUGACCAUGACCACAACCACGACCAUGACCACAACCAUGACCACAGUCAUGAGCAUGAUGAAACCGAAAUCAUCUCUGUUCGAGAUGGGAAGGCGACCACUUCUGUGAAAGUUGAAGAAAGACAUCACCAACCAGCUGAUGGGGCAAAGGGAGGUGUAGCAAGCUUGGGUGGGUCAGUUCUAAUGACUGUUUUGCUACUUGGCUUGUGUCUGUGA